UACCAUACCAUACAUUAUGAACCAUGAGACCAUCUUCCAAGUAAACCAAACAAAUCAAGGGGCAAAAUACAAAAAUAAAUAAUAAUUUACCCUUACCAAAAUCAUAAACAUUCACCUUCGAACCAAGAGCCGCGUCUGUUUCUCUAUCAGUUGUUUCGGCAAUGUUGAAGCGUGGAAGCAAGUCAAAGGCUUGGCAUGGAUUUCAAAACCAUCGGCUACCAGUUUUGGUUACUUGUUUGGUUUUGAUCCCCUUGUUUUUAAUCUUGUUAUUUUUCAAUAAUAGCAAGAAAACACAUUCUUCACUUGGAUUUACAGUGCAAAAAUGGAAUAGUUUUGAUUCAAUGCAGCUUCGCCCAACUAUAGAGUUUAGAAAUGCAACAGAUGUGAUAUGGCAAAUACCAGAUUCAGCCAAAGCAGUUAUCUUCUUGGCUCAUGGAUGCAAUGGCAGAGCUGUUAAUUUCUGGGACAGAUCUCCCAGCUGUCCUAAUUGCGUUGGUUUGCCUGAGGAAAGGCUACUUGUUCUUCAUGCUCUUGUUCAUAAAUUUGCUGUUCUUACCAUAUCAAGCAUGGGUAGGUGCUGGACAUUUGGGGAGGAAAUGUUGAUUGUUAAGAAUAUUAUAAGAUGGUGGUUAUGGAGGAAUAAACUUGAAAAGCUUCCACUUGUCGCUUUGGGGGCCUCUUCUGGUGGUUACUUUGUUUCUGCACUUGCCACCAGUUUGAGGUUUAGCAGCAUUAUAAUUAUGAUUGCUGAAGGGAUAUUUGAUCAAAUGGAUGUCACGGAAAACUAUCCACCGACACUCUUUGUUCACAUGCCCAAAGAUUUAUAUAGACAGCAAAAGAUAAGUGAAUUUAUUGAAGUUCUAAAGAAUAAAGGCAUUGAUGUUGCUGAGGUUGAGUGCCUCGAGUUCCCACUAUCCCCAUUUUUCUUGGCAGAUAGAAUUCCAGGACUUAAUCAAACUGUUUCUGCUAAGUUGUUUAAGCUAUUUGGAGACAAGGGCUUUAUUGAUAGAAAGGGAUAUAUGAUGAAAGAUGGGCGUGCAACACAUUGGAAAGAAGCUCUCCAUGAAACUAAGGAAAUUGUGCUGGAUAAGAAUUUGGUUCAACAUGUGCAGGAGGAACUAAAUCUUGCAUUUGCAUACCAUGAAAUGACUAGCUUGCAGUCUGAGCAGUUCUUUAAAUGGUUUGAAUCUCAUAUGAAAUAAUGAUGACUUCAUCAUGAAACAUUCUUCCUUACACUUGAAAGAGCUUUCUUCCAACCAAAGCUUGUAUCAAAAAAUAAAUAAAUAAGAGGAUACUUCAAUCCAAGUAACACGAAGGCUGAAAUUGCAGGGGAUUGUUCAGAAAGGGGAAGGAUGAAGUAGGGGUCUGCAUGUCCUCCUUCCUGCAAUGAGACAGGUGCGUAACCAAUUGACUAUUUGCCAAAGGACUUGAAAUUUAGAUUGACUAGUCAUUGAACUGUGUACAUCUGUGUAUCAGUUUAGGAUUUAUGAUUAUAGAAAUUUAGGUUUUGGUAGAUGAUGUUAGUUGGUGAAAUUUCUAACUCUACAGCUUACUCAAAGAUACAUUAUUGAAAGACAAUUGAUUAUAUGUAAGCACUAUAUAUAGCAGACCAGACAAGUUUAUAUGAUAUGAUUUGUAUUCAAAUAAAUUUGGAACAAGAAUGGAUGAAUGAUGCAACUGUGCAAAGGAGAAAUUCUCCAUUUUAUAA
Messenger RNA from Hevea brasiliensis (rubber tree), 1708 nucleotides. RefSeq lists its product as uncharacterized. The transcript has 2 exons. NCBI's taxonomy places the organism in Eukaryota, Viridiplantae, Streptophyta, Magnoliopsida, Malpighiales, Euphorbiaceae. The record is from RefSeq and is a predicted model, not a curated record. Bases 162 to 1202 code for a protein of 346 amino acids.